Aethina tumida (small hive beetle) is the source of this 1907-nucleotide messenger RNA. RefSeq lists its product as uncharacterized. Bases 137 to 994 code for a protein of 285 amino acids. The record is from RefSeq and is a predicted model, not a curated record. The transcript has 4 exons. NCBI's taxonomy places the organism in Eukaryota, Metazoa, Arthropoda, Insecta, Coleoptera, Nitidulidae.
AUAUCGCACCUGUCAUGUUCCCAAACUAACUAGCAUUCCGGAUAAGAUAAAUAACGAGAUGAUAUCUAAUCACAAUUAACUGCAAUCAUUACUAAAGUUGUAUUAUGUGUGAUCACUUCUAACGAAAUAUAGAAAAAUGGCUACAGUUCACAGAUUGUAUAUUAUGUUGGCGUCUUUGACGUCCGCAAUAGCGGUAAUUUUAGCCCUAGUCGCUCUCGCUACUGAAUAUUGGGUGGAAUCUGAGUACAAUUACUCGGAACUAGGUAGCGAUGAUAUUAUACAUGGUAACAUUAAUUAUGGAUUGUUUUCUGGAAUGGAGACGAGUUAUUUGACGAGCUCACGUUGGGCUAUUUACAUAACCUGUUUAUACGGUCACAAUAUAUGUGGAUGGUUGUGCGACAGCGACGGAGACAGACGGGCAGAUAUAUUGGAACAAUAUUAUGAAAACGAAACUUACACGAACACAGAUAGAAUCAAUUGCAAUUCGAUCUCCAAAGCUUUUCCCGUCACAUUCCACACUCAUUCCUUGAAAGGGAAUGAAUAUGAUGAACGAAGUUUUAUAAACGCCGGCGCCUACUUGUGCACGGUCCUCUUCCUCAUAUUCGCCGUGGUGUCCGGCGCCGUGGCGGCGGGACUAUCCGCCUGGAAUUCCGUCAUGAAUCCCAUUUACUGGUGGCUCAGCAUUCCCGCUUUGUACAUUUGUAAUUUGGUCGCUUUUCUCUGCACCGUCCUGUACAUGUCGCUGUGGGGCGGCAUGUACGCCGUCACCAUACACAAGGACGUCGUCACGAUGGAAACGCUCAACAGGGUCGCGAAAACCAACGGGUUGGCCGACUUGGGAUACUCUUACUGGAUUAAUUUUGUGCCGUUGGUGUUUUAUCCUGUGAGCAUUGGUUUAUUGUACACGAGGAGUAUAAUAAUCUCGAGGGAUCCGAUUCAUCAGAUCGAGAAAUCGAUGGACACGCCAGAAAAUCCAGACAUAUAUUUGUUCUAAACAUGUCAUUAAUUUAUCUAGAGAAUUUGUAGCACUUGUAAUAAGUGUGUUGAUUAAUCACACUAUAAUUAGUCACUAGUUGAUUAAUUUUUGACAUAUAAUUAAUUUUUUACUUGACUUUGUUUAUAUAUUUCCCUUAAUUAAUAGUCAUGGUUAACAACACAUGCCUUAUUUGACGUUUAAGAUUUUAAUUCAGAUUUUAUUCUGUAAAUUCUACAUAAACUAGUUUUUUAAGCAAAAUUUGGUAAAAGAGUCAAAUUUUUAUCAUUAUUUUGUUGUAGCUAGUUUUUAAUGUACUUUAAAACCAUCGUAAUUAUUUACUUCUUGGAAUAUUUGGAAACAUUUGCGUUUAAAAUAUUCGAUAUGCUUAUAUAAAAUUAAAUAUUGUUGAAAUAUUUCCAUUAAUUUGAUUAUCUCACAACAAUGUUUUUAGAAAAGUAUUCAUUUUAUGACAAACUUGAAUGAUAAAGGUCACUGCUUUAAAAAACCAAAUUAAUGGAAAUUUUUCAAUAUACCAUUGUAAUAUACAUAAUCAGAUAUUUUCAAUCCAAAUAUCUUGAAAACAGUUACUGUUAAGUUAAAGUGUACCUUUUUUUUAAUAGUAAUUUUUGACAAACACAAUUUUUAUAAAAUAUUUGACAAUCGAAAAAAUAAAAAAAAUACAGUGCUUUUGAAGUACAUCACGAAUCGUAGAAUAAUGAAGAAAAUUUAACUUCCCAAGUUAGAGAACACAGUUUUGUCGAAUUGGUUUGUACAAAAAGAAUAAAUUCAAAAAUAUAAUCUUAAAUUUGUUCAUGGGUAAUUUGGUUAAUAUUAAAUUUUAAGAGGCAAACUGUACAAUUAUGUGGUUGUAAUAAAUGUAUUGGUGUACUGACAUAAUUUAUAAAUUUAUUUUACUAUGAUAUUAUACAAU